CUUUUCUCAUUAACUGAAUAAGGCAUGUAUUAUUUUUAUUGCGUUUUAUUUCCGACACUUUUCAAUAUGUUCGCGAAUGUUCAGUGUUGUGACAUAAAUGGAACAAAUGAAAAUCUACCGCCUCUUUGGCCAUGUCAAUGGAACAAUGGAAUAAUACCUUAUACAUUUAAUUACUACUCAAUAAGUCCAAAACGGUUAAUAAGUAUUGUAAAGAAGGGAAUAGAUUUUAUCGAAAGACAGUCUUGUCUGAAAUUCAUUGAACACAACCCUUUAGAACUGGUGGAUCGUAAAAAUUUUACAUUUCUAUUCUACAACUAUUCGGAUGUCUUAGAAAGCUGUUGUAUGCAGUUUUACACAAUACCCUACGGAAAAAGAGGCCGCUAUUUUUUACAGCAAGUCGUAGUAACUCCUAUAUGUACAUUGCCCGCCGAAGUGGCUCAUGCAACUCUCCACGCAAUGGGACUUACACACGUCAAACAUGAACGAUUUUCUUUAGCCAUGGUUGAUGCUGCAUUAUUCCCAGUUACCUGCAAUAGAAAGGAAGCCUAAGUUUCAUAUUUUUACUGUUAUUAAAAAUUUUGUUUGUGGCAA
This is a messenger RNA of Pieris brassicae (large cabbage white), 591 nucleotides long. RefSeq lists its product as uncharacterized. The record is from RefSeq and is a predicted model, not a curated record. Lineage: Eukaryota; Metazoa; Arthropoda; Insecta; Lepidoptera; Pieridae. Gene Ontology annotation, biological process: proteolysis. Gene Ontology annotation, molecular function: metalloendopeptidase activity. The transcript has 4 exons. The coding region runs from base 25 to 549 and encodes 174 amino acids.